CCGAGGAACUGUCCAGAUCCAAGGCCACCUGUUCCGUCGACGCCGGCAGACUGUCCAGGCUACGCUGUCUGUACAUAUCUUUCACAACCAAGCGCCAAUCAAUCAAACCCACCACCGUGCCCCUCUGAUCACAGCUCGAUCCGCAGAGAGGGAGACAAGUUUGCGAUUUCUGAGGUCUCGCGUCCUCGGCGAUGGGCAAGAUGCCGUCGUACCUGGCGAUGAAGACGGACCCGGCGGGCACGGCGUCGGAGGCUGCGCAGGCGCUGAUCCAGUCGGACCUCCGAGAGCUGGGCGCGGCGGCGAGGAAGCUCGCCAACCACGCGAUCCUCCUCGGCGGCGGACUCGGCUUCGGCAGCUCUCUCUUCAAGUGGCUCGCCUUCAUCGCCGCCGUAUAUCUCCUGAUAUUGGACAAGACAAACUGGAAGACCAACAUUCUCACGGGCCUCCUGGUCCCUUACAUUUUCUUUACCCUACCUGGUGUGCUGUUUAACCUGAUCAGGGGAGAGGUUGGUUGCUGGAUUGCAUUUGUUGCUGUCGUACUGCGACUCUUCUUUCCAAAACACUUCCCUGAUUGGCUAGAGCUGCCAGGCUCUCUGAUUCUUCUCGCGGUGGUUGCCCCCAGCCUCUUCGCUGACAAAUUCAGGAACGACAUCAUCGGUGUCGGCGUGUGCCUGGUCAUUGGGUGUUAUCUGCUUCAAGAGCACAUCAACGCGUCAGGUGGCUUCAGGGCUGCCUUCAGCAAGGCCAAAGGUGUGUCGAACACCAUCGGCAUCAUUCUGCUCUUCGUCUACCCAGUCUGGGCCUUUGUGCUUUUUUAUCUGUAGAACAUUACCACUAUCAGUGUGACCCUUGGCUGGUUCAGUUCCUUCUGUUGUUUUCUGAUUCUUCGUGUAGAUAUUUCCUGGGUGAUUUGGUAUCCAGUGUCCGGAGCAGAUGAACUGGGCGUGUUGUUCUACCUGUUGAUAGACUGUUUUGGACAUGUUUUGUUUCCUUGCUGUUUUAGGGUUGGGGCUUUGUUUCCUCUAUUUGUGGGUACAUAACCAUCAAUAAGAACACCAUCUCUUGGUGCCGUAAAAGUGAAAGCUGUUGGAUAAA
Messenger RNA from Lolium perenne, 1095 nucleotides. Its product is annotated as cold-regulated 413 plasma membrane protein 2. Gene Ontology annotation, cellular component: membrane. NCBI's taxonomy places the organism in Eukaryota, Viridiplantae, Streptophyta, Magnoliopsida, Poales, Poaceae. The record is from RefSeq and is a predicted model, not a curated record.